AUGGCGAACCUUUGGUUUCAUUUUUCCUCUUCCAUGUUCUCAAUGCUUUGCUAUCUCAUAGUUUGCCCAACGUUAUGUCAUGCCAAUUUCACCAGAAAUGAUGAAUUGGCACUUCUUGCUUUCAAAAUUUAUGUGAGAGACCCAUUUAAUCACUUGGCUAAUUGGUCCAACUCUUCCUCCAUUUGCAAUUGGGUUGGGGCUGCUUGUGAUGCUAAUGGUGAGAGAGUAAGUGUAUUGAAUCUUGCUGCCAUGAGUCUCAUGGGCACCUUACCCUCACAAGUGGGGAAUUUGUCCUCCCUUGUUGAACUUGACCUUCAUAGUAACAACUUUCAUGGUAAUUUACCGAAGGAGUUGCUGCAGUUAUACAAGUUGAAAAUUCUCAACCUUAGCUAUAAUGAAUUUGAUGGGAAAAUUCCAACUUGGGUUGGAAGUUUAUUUGCUCUUCAAUACCUGAUCUUUCCAAGUAAUAGUUUUCGGGGUGUUAUUCCUCCAAGUGUAUCAAAUUUUUCAAAAUUAGUGACCUUGGAUUGGAAUAACAAUUUCAUCCAUGGAUCUAUUCCACUUGAGAUUGGAAGGCUUCAACAUUUAAAGAUUUUACAUAUAGCAAUGAACAAUCUUUCAGGAAAUAUACCUCCAACUAUUUCUGACUUAUCCUCACUUGAGCUGAUGUCUUUGUCAUUCAACUCCUUAAAAGGAGACAUUCCAAAUGAAAUUGCCAAUCUUAUAAAUCUUAAAAUUAUGUACUUGGAUCGUAAUCAACUUGUUGGCUACAUACCUAGAAGCAUUGGAAGUUUGGUUUCCCUUCAGCAGUUAGAGCUUGGUUCCAAUAAUUUGCAAGGCUAUAUACCAAAAGGCAUUGGGAACUUGACUAAGCUUCAAUUAUUAAAUCUUGAUUACAAUAACUUGGAAGGUGAUAUACCAGAAGGUAUUGGAAAAUUAGAUAAGCUUCAAGAGCUAUAUCUUAAUCAUAAUAUUUUACAAGGUAGCCUUCCAUCAGAUUUUGGUUGUGGCCUUCCCAAUCUAAAAAAGCCAUAUUUAUGGAGCAACAAACUUUCCGGAAGAAUCCCAAAUACUGUUUCCAAUGCCUCUAAGCUGACCCUUUUAGAACUGUCAGGAAAUAAUUUCAUAGGGGUUUUACCAACUACACUUGGGGAUUUAAGAUACUUGGAACGCCUUAAAAUAAGUGAUAACAAUUUAACCACAUCAGAUGCUUCCAAUUCUAAAACCAAUAUUAUUACCUCAUUGACUAAUUGUAGACGUUUGAAAGUUCUGGUCCUCUUAGCAAAUCCAUUGUAUAUAAAACUUCCUAAGUCCAUUGGAAACUUCUCUGAUUCUCUGCAAACGGUGGACAUUGUUUCUUGUGGUAUUAAUGGUAACAUACCAUUAGAAAUAGGGAAUCUUGCCAAUUUGAUUAGUCUUUCUUUGGAUAAAAAUGUUUUGAAUGGACCAAUUCCAACAACAAUUGGCAGCUUACAGGCUCUUCAAUUUUUGAGUCUUGAAGGAAAUGACUUGCAUGGCCUAAUUGUUCCAGAACUUUGUGAAAUCAAACCCCUUGGCUGUUUACAUAUAAGCCAAAAGAAAUUUUAUGGAGCAAUGUCACCUUGUUUAGGAAAUAUUUCAUCUUUAAGGGGACUUCACUUGGGCUCUAAUAAAUUGUCAUUAGAGAUACAUUCUUCCUUUUGGAAUUUGAAAGAUAUAUUGCAAGUAAACUUGUCUUCAAAUCAUUUUGGUGGUUGUCUUUUAUCGAGGGUUGAGAACUUAAAAGUUCUUAUCUCAUUAGAUUUUAUCUCGAAAUCAUAUUUCAGGGACGAAAAUCAAAGAUUUUUGCGCAAUGCCAUCAACACCCAAAGUAGUAAAGUGGGUGAAGUAUGGCACAUGGGACUUUCCAAGGCUUGUGGAGGUCAUCAAUCACAUAGUUUUGCGGCAUUCAAUUGCGACAUUGCCACCAACCCAGUACCUGGGGGAGGAUUUAAUGGCACGGAAUUCAAGCUCCAUGGGCAAGCUUACAUCCCAAGCAGGUUUUGGGAGCUAAGAGACGAAAUUUAUGUCAUUCAGUCUUCUCAUAACUGUUUCUCAUUAUUCUUGAGAUGUUUGUUUGAUUUAAUCUUCAUGUGGAAUGGUGUUCCAUGGGUUUCCAAUGGAAGUUUGGUUCCUAUAUGGAUUAAUUUACAUGGUUUACCGACAGAGUUUUAUGCAGAAUCUUUUGCUACCUUGAUUGCCAACUCCUAG
Messenger RNA from Prosopis cineraria, 2229 nucleotides. RefSeq names its product leucine-rich repeat receptor-like serine/threonine-protein kinase At1g17230. Lineage: Eukaryota; Viridiplantae; Streptophyta; Magnoliopsida; Fabales; Fabaceae. The record is from RefSeq and is a predicted model, not a curated record. Bases 1 to 2229 code for a protein of 742 amino acids. The transcript is spliced from 8 exons. Gene Ontology annotation, molecular function: protein binding.